AAGAACAAACUGUGAUUGUGAUAGGCUUGAUUCCCAGGAGGGCGGCGGCGCUCGACUAUACCAGGUUGGGAUCGAGGCUAAGCAAAAGGUCAACCUAUGUUGUACCUCCUCUGACUAGUAUUAGUACGUUGCGUUCCUGUUUAUUUUUGUUUAGUGGGGCCUACAUCCGUGCUGUAAUUAGAAGAAAGACGGUACAUGAAAUGGAUUCCAGAGAUUGUGCAAAGAAAUAUUUUCAGGAGGGGUGCUACAGCCAAGCUUUGGAAAUAUAUACUGAAAAUGUGGCAGUAAAACCAGAUGCCGUUCUCCAUUCGAAUCAAGCACUGUGCAAUUUAAGGCUUGGAAAUUGGGAUGAUGUCAUUGAUAGCUGUGAUAAAGCUAUCAAACUAGAUUCCUGCUCUAUUAAGGCUUACUUCUUGAAAGGACAAGCAUUGAUUGAGUUGGGAAAGUUUGAUCCUGGGGUGAUCUGCUUAAAAACAGCACAUACCCUAGCAAGAGACCAGAGAAGAAAUUUUGGAGAUGAUAUAACAAGCGCCAUACGACUAGCCAAAAGAAAGAGAUGGGCUUGUCUCGAAAAAAAGCACUGUGAAAUGCAAUCUACAGUUGAUGGCCUAAUCUCGGAUCUCUUAUAUGAACACCAAAAAAAAUUACUAAGGGAGAUCAGGGAUAAUCCUGCAAAUAUAUCUACAGUGAAAAGCGAGUAUGAAAUUUUACAAGUUGAUAUAAAGAAUGUUUUCUUGAGGUUUGACGCAGAGCAAGGAAGAGAAGUUCCCGACUUUUUCUGUGGGAAAAUAAGUUUUGAUAUAAUGAUGGAUCCUGUAGUCACACCUAGUGGAAUAACUUACAACAGGCGAGAUAUUGAAGACCAUUUGCAGAGAGUUGGAAAUUUUGACCCCAUCACACGACAAGAACUAAAAUGUGAACAGCUGAUACCGAAUCUAGCAUUGAAGGAAGCCAUUGAUAGUUUUAUUUCUAGAAAUGAGUGGGUAGAGGACUAUUGAGGUUAUGGAACAUUGUAUUGAGGUACAUUAUAAUUAUCCUGAGAACGAAGAAAGUUUUGUUUGGUCGUCAUUAUUAAUUAAUUUCUGGAUUUUAAUAUUGGAGUUGAUUUUAGUUGAUUUCAGGAGUUGAGUUGACUCUACGAAAAGUGA
Messenger RNA from Halichondria panicea, 1148 nucleotides. RefSeq names its product E3 ubiquitin-protein ligase CHIP-like. Gene Ontology annotation, biological process: cellular response to misfolded protein; positive regulation of proteolysis; protein polyubiquitination. Lineage: Eukaryota; Metazoa; Porifera; Demospongiae; Suberitida; Halichondriidae. Gene Ontology annotation, cellular component: cytoplasm. The transcript has 9 exons. Bases 201 to 998 code for a protein of 265 amino acids. The record is from RefSeq and is a predicted model, not a curated record. Gene Ontology annotation, molecular function: ubiquitin protein ligase activity; protein-folding chaperone binding.